Epinephelus fuscoguttatus (brown-marbled grouper) is the source of this 12681-nucleotide messenger RNA. RefSeq lists its product as uncharacterized. The record is from RefSeq and is a predicted model, not a curated record. Gene Ontology annotation, molecular function: nucleic acid binding. Gene Ontology annotation, cellular component: nucleus. The transcript is spliced from 31 exons. Bases 2476 to 11742 code for a protein of 3088 amino acids. NCBI's taxonomy places the organism in Eukaryota, Metazoa, Chordata, Actinopteri, Perciformes, Serranidae.
CACAAAGCGUCGCUAUGAAAUCACGUAGCGAAACAUUGCGUGCGCACAGUCGCUGCUGUCGGUGUUUGGUCACCGGAAAACCGUGUUUGGUGUUUGUUUGUAACCGGGCCGGCCUGGAGGCUACCGUUGGUGCUAACGGUUGCUAGCAGCAGCAGCAGCAGCACGCCAGACUGUUUUAGCCUCAUGUAAGACCGGUAAACGAAUGGUCACAGAGAGAUAAAUAUAUUUCCCUUUAUAUAAGCUCUGUUGUCUCCUGUAGGAAUAUUUGGGCUUCUGUAUGCUGCUUUGAAUCAGACCAACAAGGAAAUAGUGCUGCUAACUUGACGCUGCCUUGCUACGUAUGUGCUUGAACCAUUCUUCUACUCACUUCUGGUCACGUGGUCAAGUUAUGACUGACACUUUUAGCUAACCACUGUAAAUCACAUUUCUUAAAUGAGGGGACGUCCUCAUUAUCAUUAAAUGAAUGCCAGUUAUUUCUUUUACUCCUACUUUAUAUUACUAUUACUGAAGUCUGCAGCUAAAUGCAGCUUCAUGCGUCACUCAGAACAGUUUUUAAUAAAUCAGAAGUUAAAAAAAAAAAACCAUGUAAACUGCAUUGUCCACGCAGACAAGCGGCAGAUUCGCUGGGAAACAUCACAUUUAUUCACUUUACCUUAAGCUAGCUCAGACCAUGUUAAAGUUAACAAUAGUUUAGUAGAGCAAGGCGAGCUAAGUGCUAGCGUGCUCGGUUGAAAAGAAAAAAAACAAACAAUGCUUUGAGAUGUCUGCCAGAGAUGGCAGAGGUAUGAUCACAUAAUCCUGUUUGAGCUAUAACAGGUGUGUUCCACAUUUAAUUUCCCAAUUGCUCUUGGAAAGAAGAAUACUGUGAACAAACUGUUACCAUCGGAAAUCGCCAGUUUUGGUUCAACGUCGAAAGUGUCACCCAUAAUUCACGCAAGGUAUCAUGGGGGCAAGGAAUAUCAUGGAUCAGUAAACAUUUUCUGUUUUGUUGUUUUUUUUUCUUGUGUGUGUUCAUUUGGUUCAUUCUGUGUCCCCUCUCCAAAUUUGGAGGUUUUACGGGUCUCAAGGCAAUGCAGGUGUAAUUAUUAAUUAGUUAAUUUUUAGUUCAUUUAUGGAGUUUGAGACUUGGGGUGGACAGUUGUUCAGUCAGUCCAUUCACAGCUGAUUAGGGCUGCAACAAUUAGUCGACUAAUCCAUGACUAAUCGACAAUUAAAAUCAUCGGUGACUAUUUUAUUAGUCGACUAUUCAGUUUGAGUCAUUUUUCAUAUAAAAGUACCCCAAAAUACUCUUAUUGCAGCUUCUUACGUUCAGAUAUUGGCAGCUUUACUCACUCUCCCAUGACGGUGAACUAAAACCCUUUUGGCGUGAGUACGAAACAAGACAUUAGAUGACAUAAUUUAGGGUUUGGGAAAGACAGACCGACAUUUUUCAACAUUUUAACACAUUUUUUCGAUAAAAUGAUUAGUCGACUAAUUGAAGAAAUAAUCGACAGAUUAGUUGACAAUGGAAAUCAUUAGUUGUAGCCCUACAGCUGAUCAGAUCAAUGGAUGAGAGGAGCAGCUGCUGCAGAAGCGACUGAAGGCAAACUUUUAGACCCAGCGCAAUGAACGGUUAAGUUUUGCUUUCACUGCACUUGACGUCCUGCUUCUCUGUCCUAACCUAGCUUUCUCUGCGCUCCAAGAAUAUGGUGCAAUGAAUAACCAAAUGGUAUGUUCCAGUUGCAUUGCUAAUGAACCGUCCAGUUCCAAAAAUAGAAAAUGAAUCUGUGGUGGCAGAUGUUGUUGUCAGUGUGGGCCACUACAAAUAAAUGAAUGUGUUGUAAAUUGCAGCUGUGUGAUGUUACCUUUUACAAUGUGCUUUGUCUGUUGGUGGUGCCAAUCUGAAUUGUUUCCACCAGAGAUGAGCAUGGAAAGGAAAUAAAUGGGUUUGUCCCUGUUCUGUAUGUUUCCUCAUAACAGUAGUGACCUUGUUUUCUCUUUUUAUCUUUGCUUUGUUACCUUUACCACUUCUGUUAUUUCUUGCUAGUGAAGACCUGGAAGACGAAAUGACUGUGUGCCCACCAGCACCAAAGUGGCCAACUCAAGACAAGACCUUCCAGAUGAUGGAUUUUACCCCUCUAAGAAGCUGAAGCCCACUCCCAUUCAAUAACCCCCUCUCUUUGUUUUUUUAAUUUUCCAGCUUUGCAUUGCUAUCGGAGCGUUGUGCCUCUUCUCCUACUCCAGGGCCCCUAACGAGUCCCCUACAUGGAGGGCUCUCAGGGGGCUUGCUCCUGAUUGGUCUGCAGGCUCCCACCUUGCAGCCAGCCCAACUGGAAGCCCGGCCGGUACUGACGCACAUAAACAACACUCGCUGUUGGCAACCAGGCCAACUUCACAGCCAACGCCAACACACCUGCUCCCAACAUACCCACAACAGUCCCCAUCCCAAUUGCUUAAGCGAUCAAUCUCUUUAACUUUCAGAAGAUUGCAAACACCAUGUCCCAUCCCCUGUAUAACCCCUAUGCCUCUGGGAAUCAAAGUUCCACCCAGGGACAGUAUGGACUCUCCACUACACAGGUAGAGAGGGACCCUCGGAGGGCGUCUUCUAACUUUGGACCUGAGUCCAGCAUCAGCUCUUCUGGAGCUUCUGCGACUCCCACCAGCUCCAGGGGGAUGUUCCCAUUGCUGCUGCCUCAGUCAGUGAACUACAGGCCUGAACAGAGAAGAGCCACAAUAGACGAGAACCUAGAGAGGUCUGUAGACAUGCAUAUUAGCAGAGCCAGAGAGGAGGUGAGGCUUCUUGGCAAACAGAUGCAUCAGCCCAUAGACCAGGGAGCUCGCUUUACCAGCACUCAAAGGAAUGAGUUCCCCUCCUCAGGCACAGGGAUGACCGCCUACUCAAUGUCCUCAACCUCUUCCUCUCUAGGACAUAGACAGUCGGACUUUGAAAGUGGCCGUAGCUCUUCGGAGUGGCCAUCAAACUACAAAAGGCCCACUGCUGAUGACCCCUCUGAAUUUUAUUCAUCAUCUGCUUCAUCCAAUUAUGCUAGUGGUGGUGAUGGUAGGUUGAAUGUCUUCAGUGAAAGAAAACAUGAUAUGCAGUCCAUUCCAGGGUUAGGUGAUUUUGACUGUCCAGUGCCAGACAAACCUGCUGCGCCCGCAGAGUCAAGUCGACCCAAGUACACCUCUGAAUCAGCUUCGAACAUCCUUCUGCACUUUGGACUUGGAAAAGAAGACUUGGAACAUCUCAUCUCCUUUCCUGAAGACCAGAUCACUCCUGCUAACCUGCCGUUCAUCUUGCGGCAAAUCCGCACGGAGAAGGCAAAAAGAGCUACAGCUGCAGUUCAGUCAAAACCUGAACCCCAACCCACCAGAAGUGUGAGUGGAAUUGAAAGUCACAGUUUGAGUAGUUCUGGAGGGGCAGAGAUGCAUCACAAGGUAAUGUCGUCAGCUUUUCCCCAACCAAGUAAAGUGAUUGACUAUGGGCAUACUGCCAUGUAUACAGUCGGGGCUGAGGAUGAGAUUGGAAGGACCAGUAGCAGCGGAGCUAACAGUGGUGGGAGUGGAAGUGUGUUGCUGAUGGACAAUAACGAUAGUAGCAGACACACUCGGGAAGCACUGCAAAAACAUACAACAGAGGUGAAAAGCAGUGCCUUUGGUUCUUUGCGUGACCUGGCGAGUUCUGUUUCCAGUCUCAGCUCUUUAUACAGUUCAAUACUGAGCUCUGUGGCUCCACCAAGCAAUGAUCAGACCAAAAGAUUGCAGAGCCAACCAAACCAGACUUCCCAAACAAUCCUCAGCUCUUUCUCCCUGCCAAAGAAAGACAAAGACAUCAGAGUUCUCAAGUCUGAAGUCCCCAAACCCGCUCCUUUAAAAGAACCAGAGGCUGAUCGUCAGUCAACAUCAAAAACCCAACUAUCCUCUAUUCCGUUUCUUGUCGGGCAUCCCAGCCAACCUGGCCUUGUGCUCUUUGACAGUAAUAACAGCAAAGGUACUAAGGAUCAGAGUAAAACUCGAGGACAAGGGUCAGCAGUUGCUGAGCAGAUGAAAAAGCAGCAGAAGGCAGUGCAGCAGAUUCAGCAAUCAAAGAUACAGACACAGAAGCAGCCAGUAUCGCAGGCGGGACAAGCUGUGUGGCCUCCAGUUAUUUCUGCUGCAAAAUCUGUUCCACCUGCCUCUCACACCCCAAACAUCACAGAUGCCGUGCAACAACCGGUGUUUAUUCCUGGUGGUCUUCAUCCCAUGGUCAUUCCUCCAGCUCUGUCUCAGCCAUUCAUGAGCCUGAUGAACCGUAUUCCUCCAACGCAGCCACCUUCCAACAGGCAGCAUCUGGCACAGGUGGUAGCCUCCAAGGUUCUGCCAACAGCGGCCAUGAUGCAUGACUAUGCAGCGACCACGCCGAGAAUCUUUCCACAUACCUGUUCUUUGUGUAACAGAGAAUGUACUCAUAUGAAGCAUUGGAUCUCGCACCAGAACAGCAGCCCUCACCUCGAGAAUUGCAAACUCCUCCGCACACGAUACCCGGAGUGGGAUGGUGAGAUAACACACAAGCCCAGUGCUGCAGUUAAAGAUGACCAGAAAGCCAGGCAUGGAAGUCGGUCCCGUUCCCGCUCAGCCAGCCCUCGUUGCCGUCAUGGCUCAAAGGGUAGAAGGGAGAGAAGCAGUAGCCGGUCAUGUUCGCCACACAGCUCCAGAUACACUCGCAGGUCUCGGUCUCGAUCUCGUUCCAAGUGGUAUGACCACCCUACUUCCUCUCGCUAUCGGUCACAUUCAAAGAGCCCUGAGAGGCGAUCAUCACCGAGGAGGAGAGACAGUAGACGAUCACCACCAAGGCGAAGUGAUCACAGAAGAUCCCCACGAAGGAGAAGGAGCGACAAGAGACGAUCCCCAAGACGGAGUGAUGAGAAACGAUCUGCAUCAAGGAGUAGUGAUGAAAGACAAUCUUCAUCAAGUAGAAGUGCUCAGAGACGAUCCUCCCGAAGGAGGAGUAACGAGAGACAAUCGCCAGCAAGGAGCAGUGAUGGGAAGCGAUCGCCAUCAAAGAGUAGUGAUGAGAGACGAUCCCCUCAGCAAAAGAAGUCGAGCAGUGCAGAGAGCCUGGCUAAGAAACUACUGGAAACAUCAGCUGUUCAGUCUCUGUCAGACCAGUCUGACCUGGAGUCUGUGGUUAAAACUCUGGCACCCGCCCUGCUGGCUGAGCUCGCCAAGAUGAAAUCUUCCUCAUCCUCCUCCUCUGCAUCAAAGAAGGAGGUGACUACAAAGCCAUCCAAAGCAAAGUCCAGCCUGCAGAGGAGUGAGGCAAGUUCUUCUACAAAGAAUAAGUCUGGUAAAUCUUCACCUCCAACCAUGGUCAAACUACAAGGGAUUUAUAGUUAUAUCUCUCAUGGUGAUGUGGUCGCUGCUGUGGAGCACUUUGGAAAAACCAAGUCAGUUGUACUGUUUCGGUCUAAACUGGAGGCAAUCGUGUGUUUCGAGAAAGAGGAAGACGCAAAGAAACUGAAGAGUUUAAAGAGCAUUGAAGUGAAAGGAAUGCCAAUCAGUGUGGUCAGAGAACAGGAGACUGUUUCUAAGGAGCAAAAGAAGCCUCCUCAGAAAGAACCUGCCUCAUCCAGUGUCUCCAUACCUCAAACCACUACAACGACAGAGAAUCCUGUGACGACAGUGAAGACACAAACGAAUGCAGCAUCAGCCGCGGAUGCCUCCAAACAAAAUGCCAUUCCCCCUCAGACUGUCGGGGAGAUGUUAGAAAUGCACUUGCAGCAAUCCAAAAUACAGUGCUUAAAGUGGAAAACCUGCUUCUCACCAAAGUUUAUGUCACUUUCGCAGAAGGAGCAUCGUCAGAAGCAGUUGCUCAUAACCAACUUGCCGAGUUAUAACAAUGGUGGCUACACAGAGGAGGACAUCGCCAAACUGCUCAUGCCUUUGGGGUUUCAGUAUACAGAUAGCAACAUCCAUGUUGUUCCUCAGACGCGCAUGGCCUUUGUCUUGAUGCCGAAUGUGGAGGAUGUGCCCUACGUAAUGAAAGCCUUCAGCAGGAACAGCAUGAAUUUUCAAAAGUCAAAACUCCAGUGCCACGCAGUAGCCAGCGGCAUCACAAUGAUACCGCUUGGGUUUUACAAGUCACUGAUGAAGCUGAUGCAUUUUCCUGUGCGUGAUGAUGGAACGAAAAUAGUCUUCAUCAAGAACAUCUCCUGGAGUGAGACCAAGGAGCUCAGAGAAACUUUGACACAAAUCAUUUGUCAGCCUGUCAAGAACUACAUGCCUCUCCUCAACAAGGUAUUCAUAGAAUUUGAGUCAAUUCGUGAUGCUGAUCGGUUUGGAGUCUGGUACAGUCUCCUGAAGGAAGCCCCUGGCCAUGAAGUCCACAGGCUGAAUACACUGAAGGAACUGAAAGACUGUGCAUCACUACAAACUGGCGUUCCGCAGGGCAGCAAUGGACCAUUUUGGGUCACGAUGAAAACUCAACCCUACCUGUUCCCUACUGGGUUUUCUUGGUUCGUCAUCCCAGAUUAUCUGACAGUCAAAGGAGAGGACGACAUUGAGAGGGCCAGUGGUUGCUGCUCCAUGUUCCCCACAAUCAUGUUGACUGGUUUGCCAGGAUUUAACAGCUACAAUCAUAAUGACGUGGCCAAGCUCGUCUGGCGGUAUUUCCCCAAACAGAACCUACGUUCCUUGUUCUACAACGUGGUGGUCUUACCGCUGCAGAGGAGGGCCUUUGUGUUUUUCGCUGAUUGGACAACAUGCUGUGAUUUUGUCCGAGAUCACAUCACAAGUCCAGUUUCUGUCGAAGGCUUCAAGCUCAGUGUUCAUUUUGUCCUGGAACACAUGAAACCCGAAUCCAGUGAGGUGAUGAUGUACCAAACUCUGAUGAAGCUGAGCAAUGCUGGAGCUCAAGAGCCAGAGUCUCUGGAGGAGCGGUUGCUGUGUGUGGAGAUUUCCGAGACAUCUCUGGACGUCAUCAAGAUGGUCAUUGAAGUUGUGGCCUCCAUCGCAACUUUUGUCAGCUUUCUGCCACUUGCCAACAGGAUAUGCAUUGAGAUGGCUGACUCCAGCGGUGUCACUAAAGCGUUGGAGAAGUACAACACUUUCUCUGCAAAAUCUUUUAAAAAAGGCGCAGCUUGGAGCAAAGUUCAACGUUUUGAGACUUUGAAGGGGCUAGAACAACGCCUACAAGAUGCUAGUGAGAUCACAAUAAACCAUGACCCUAUCAGUGUCAAAGCCGAGCCCCCAGCUGUGGAAUGUGAAACCCAGCCUCCUACUUCUGAAAAAUCGGAUAAUGGGUCACAACUUGCUCUACAAACCAGUGGCCCUAAUGGAUCCAUCGUAUCUGAGCCCAUAAUAGCAGGCCCAAGUGCUACCUCAGCAAGUGACGUAGCAAUGAAGGAGGAUGGUGAGAAACCAGUAACUGAGAUCUCCAUGGACUCCACUGUUGGUCCUCAGGCAAAUGAAGAUGUAGAAAAAGUAAAAGUAAAGGUGGAAGAGGAGUCACCAACAACUUCGGUCUCUACUGCUGAUGUGACCCCUACCCAUGCAGUCAGCAGUGGGGACGCAGUCUCAGCUGCUUCCAGUUCUACCCCAUCAGCCACAGCAGUCAUCUCUGAAGGAAACUUUGCACAACUUCCUGAAAAUAAGAUGGAAAUUUUCCAGGUCCAGGACCACAGACUCACCCAGGAGAGCAGGUCCCAGAGUAAGGAGGAGGAGGGCCCCAGCAAAGGCAACAGAAGCCCUAGGACUGCAACAGCUGGAGAGACACCACAAAGAAUGGUUCAGGAUGAUGUUAAAGAUGACAUUGUUUCUUCAGACGCUUGUCCUUUCGCUGAGCAAAAUUUCAACAUGGAUGACUUUGUCACUGUUGAUAAAGUUGGCGAUGACGAGGGAGACACAAGCCCUGAGCCUUAUAGCUCCUCCUCAUCCAAGGAGUCCUCCAGAACGGGAAGAGGGAGUCCAAACUCUGGCUCAUCGACCACUGGCAAACAGAUUUCAACAAGGUCUUCGAAAAACUGUAAGAGCUCAGCUUCCUCUUCAUCCAUUUCAACAAAAGGCUCAAGCUCUUCAAGCCCUGUGCCACCAAUAAAGUCCAAAGACUCAUCUGUGUCCACUAAAUCCCCUACCAAACCCUUGGCCUCUACCAAUGUCAGUACGGCCUCUUCUUCAGUGUCUACUGAAACCUCUUCUUCCCCUCCUCAGAAAAUACAACUAAGCAAGACAAAACCUCCAGCUGAAGCAUCUAAUACUGCAUCUUCCAGUUGUCGUACCCGCUCAUCCUCAGCUGCAUGUGAUACAGAAAAGAUAACAUCAGCAGCAAGUGCCAAGGCAUCAGUUAAGACGCAUCCUGAGCUGCUUGAAGAAAAAGUAAAAGACACAGAGAGCGUAGUAACAAAGCCUGACCACAAAGUGUCAGCAGAGGGCCUUGAUGCAAAAACUGUUGAGUCAGAGACAAAACCAGAAACAUCAUCAGAGAUGCAUCCACCUUUACAGGGACAUGGAGUAGAGUUGAGCCAAGCUCAAAUUCUGGAGAUUGAUUCUAAUGCCAUCACAACGAAAGACCAGCAGAAAAGCAAAGAGGAAGGGAAAGACGAGGAAAAUAACAAACAUACAGAGGUGGAGGAGGACAACGGUGAGAAAUAUCAAAUCCUUGAUUCACUUGAUGAUCAAACAGAUCAACAGAUGGAUGAUGUGGAUCAAGAGGUCAACUCUGAAGCCCAGCCAACUGGACCUGAGGGAGGCCAGACUUUGCACAAGGAAAGCUUUCAGGACUUGGACAGUGUUGACAGUGAAGGCAAAACCGGCUCACAGGAGUCCAGUGAAAUGGAAAUGGAUAGUUCUUUCCAUGUGCUAGAUAGUGUCACCGAAGACCAAGCAUCUACAGGUCAAGAGGAUAGUCAUCUGGUCCAAGAUGAUGGCUCUACAGUAAAACAACUGUCUGAGGUAGAUGUGAUUUCAGCAGGUAACAAAUCUGAUAAAGAUUCAGUUGAUAAAGAUCAAGAUAAUUUCCAAGUGUUAGAUACAGGUAGUAAACAAGCUCCAAGGUACAAGGGGGAUGGAAAGGAAAGAAAUGAAGAGGAGGUCAAAGGCAAAAUGCUUUCAGCAGAGUUCUGCAAAGCCUCCAAAGGUGUGGAAAAUCCUGAUAGCCGAAUCCUAAAUGAAGACCAGCCUCUUCAAGACUCUGACAACAAAGAUACUUUUAUAGACCUUGACAAUGAUGUAACUGAACAAGAAACUUUUGAGGUACUGGAUUCAAUUGAUGGUGAAACCGCAACAGAAGACAACAACCAAAACCUUGAAACUCCCAGUGACCAGACAUCUAAAGAUGACAUGAGGCCCAUGGAGGAAGACGAAGACACAUAUCAGGUUAUUGAUUCUGUUGAAGAUCAGCCAAUGACUAUAGAGACAGAGUCAGAGCCCCCUGCUAAAAAAGAUGAUAGUCUAGAUAGACAAUCAAAGAGAAGCAGCCCCACAACCACAGCAUCGAAAAUUGAAGACAGAGAGAAAUCACCAAAGAAACAGGAAAAGACAGUCAAAAAAUAUGACACACGGACAAGAGUGGACACCUCUGCAUUACUUUCUGAAAAAGACAAAGAGGUCAAUGAGGAGAUGAUGUACCAGAUAGUAGAUUCUGUUGGAGAUGAACCAGUUCAAGAUGCUGCCACCACAGAAAGGUCUGGUAGAAGAAGGAGUGCACGAGGAAAGAAAGAGGAUAAAAUUGUAUUGGUUCUCACAGAAGCGCCUGAAAAACCAGAGGAAGCUACAUACAAGAUUUUAGACUCCGUGGAGGAAGAAACUCUCAGUGAUGAACCCACCGUCACGAGAAGAUCUACCAGAGGAAAAAGGGAAACAACAGCUAAGAAAGAUGCAUUAAAUGAGAAAACAAAAGAGGACACGCCAACAGGAAGGAGGCACACCCCUGCCAGAGAGCGAAACAGGGAAACACCAAAGAAAGAGGAGAAAAUGUCUCCAAAGGAGAGCACACCAUCAAAGAAGAGUGACAGUGUUGUGAGCGAGGUAAGUGAGGAGGAUGUUACCUCUGAAGUAUGUGACCCUGUGGAGGAAGAGAUUGUUAACGAUGAUCGGCCCGCUACAAGAAGAAAAGGGAAAAGGGGAAGACCAAAGAAAGACGUUAAAUCAACAAAAGAAGUCAGCGCAACUUUAAAGAAGGGUGACAGAGACGCAUCUGAUAAAGUGGCUGAUGAAGAAGAGGCGACAUAUCAAAUUCUUGAUUCUGUGGAGGACGAGAGUGUUGACGAUCAGCACCUCACAGAACAGUCAAAAGAGAGAGAUUCUAAAAACGAUGAACAGCAAACAAAGAAAAGUAUCUCCCCUGCAGGAUCACCCAAAAAUGAGGACGAGGAGGAAGAGCCUGUGUAUGAGAUCAUAGAUUCCCUUGAAGACGAUCAAGUUCAAGAAGAGCUGACUGCGACAGAGGACAAGACAAAAGAUGAAACUCCUACAAAAGCAGAGGCAUCAACUCUAAAAGAAGAAAGAACAACUUGUGGUACCACAGGGGUGGAAGCAUCUCAAAAAGUAGUCGUCAAGGAGGAGACUCUUUAUCAUGUAGUUGAUGAUGCAGAGAAAGCAAAUGAUGGUCGAUCUGCUGCAGAAGGGCCUGCAACAGAAAAUAGGCAAAGAACACACAAUACAGAAAUUAAGAAAGAGAGCAAAUCAGCAGCUAAAUCCCAGAGUGACACUGCCAUACUUGAAGGGGUGAUGAAGCAAAAAUCAUCCAAGAAAGAUGACACAGCAAGCACUCUGGUGAACCUGGAGGAAGUGGGCAAGGAGGAGGAGGAUAACCUUGACACGGCUGAGGAGGAACAACCGAGGAAGCGUCAGGCCACCGCAAAAGAGAAGCAGUUCUCCAAAGAGCAGGAACCGAGCAGGACCAAGGACAGGGAGAGAGAGAAGAGGGAGAGAAGGGGUCGAAGCAGCAGCAGAGGAGGAGGAGGCGGGAGAGUGACAAGGAGGGCAAAGGAGAGGGAAAAAAAUGAGACGGCGGAGGUAGACACAGAGGACCUGGUGACUCUGGAUGAGGUGGGAGCAGAUGAGGUUGGAGAGGAAAGAGUAUCUGAGAACAGAGAGUGGGAUGGGGAGAUCACAGAGGGAGAGCUGCAGGCACUCGUCACUUUGGAUGAGUUCACAGAAGAAGAGGAGGAUGGGAAGGCCGAGGAAACCAAGCUGGAUGUCCGUCCACCCAGCCAGGACGACGAAUCAGUGGAUUUACUAAACCCAGAGACUAUGGUGACUUUAGAUGAAGCUGGCGAUGAUGAUGAAGAGAAGGCGGAUGAAGAGCAAACUGAGAAAAUCUCAACAUCUGCCAAACGCAAACCUGAUGAUCACACAGUUUUAGAGGAAAGUAUGAACUUUGUGACAGUAGAUGAGGUGGGAGAGGUGGAAGAAGAGGAGGAAAAGGAAGUGUUAAAAACUAGGACACGAGGACGAGCCAAGAAGAGAACCAGACAGACCCCUGUGAGAAAAUCUACCAGAGGGAAAACAGUGGCUGCAAAAGACGAGAGAGAAGAAAAUGAACCAGCUGGCACUGAUGUACUGCCUCCCACUUCACUCGAUGGCUCCUUGUCACUGGACAAAGAUCCAUCUACGUUGUCAAGUGACAGCCAGCCUAAGAUCCAGAAGAUGGAGGUGAAGGAGGCAUCAGCGAGCCCAGCAGACAUCACUGAACACCCUGAAAACCAGACCCUGGAGGGAUGUGUGGAGGAAGGAGAGAAGAAGGAAAAGUGGAGCAGGGCAGACACUAAAGGUACAGAGCGCUGAAAGAAUGAUGUCCAAGGCCAUUUCCAUACUAACAGAAAAAUGUCAUUUCUCAGUGUAAGUGUACCAUCUAUAAAGUCCGUCUUUGAACUGGAACUAGUGAAUUAUUGGCAUUUUUGCCAAAUAACUUCGAGAUAUCAACCAAAAUAAAACAUUACAAAGUAGUAUUAAAAAGGGUCUCAAGUGAAACGAUAUCUACAUUCAGUCCUUUUGGCACGGGGGGUCUGAACCUGGACCAAUAUCGACAUUCCGCCGGAUCAGCAUAUUUUCUGAUUCUCGCCGGUGUCCCUCGUGUGGAACUCACAUUCUUGCAGCAGCAGCUACAACCCAUAUAGUCUGUGAUGUGGUGAUGUGUAUAUGAAGGUGUUUGCAUUUCAGCGUGAGGAGAUACCACCGAAACAUCCCAAAGUAUGACUAUAGAGUCCACCAGGAAUGAGUCCUAAAACCUGGAAAUGAGUUAGCAUUUUACCCCUCCUGGUUCCCUCGUCUCAAAGUCAGUGGUUUUUUGGUUAGAUACCUGAAAUGCGGUCGGCGGUUAACACAAGCUUAAGACUUUAACGUGGUGUUCUACGACAUAAAAUACAUUUGUAGAUACUAGUGUUGCACAGUAUACCGGUACUAAAAUAGUACCGCGGUACUAGAGUAUUCCAAACAGUACUAUACUGCAUUUGGAAAAUACCGGUACUUUGAAAUUGAUUCAAUUCAUUAAUUUAGUUAAUUUAUUUUACUCAUUUAUGCACACAAACGCCCUUCUUGUUCCUAUUGGAGCACAGAUUGCGCAAGUGGUGUGUAUGACAACACCUGUAUCAACAUUCGCAGCUGGCGCACGUGAAAAAAGACAAGAGAAAGUCUGCCUCGCAAUGGGAGACAACACGAGACAACACAAACUUGGUGGAACAUUUGAGUUACCAAACUGUGACGUCCGUACCGAGGUACUUACCG